Paralichthys olivaceus (Japanese flounder) is the source of this 4222-nucleotide messenger RNA. It is a transcript of the gene vps37d, whose product is annotated as VPS37D subunit of ESCRT-I. Lineage: Eukaryota; Metazoa; Chordata; Actinopteri; Pleuronectiformes; Paralichthyidae. Gene Ontology annotation, biological process: protein targeting to membrane; ubiquitin-dependent protein catabolic process via the multivesicular body sorting pathway; protein targeting to vacuole. Gene Ontology annotation, cellular component: ESCRT I complex. The record is from RefSeq and is a predicted model, not a curated record.
UUCUGACGGUGCGGACAGGAAGUGUAACGUUGAACUGCUUCCCCCCCGCUUGACGCUGCAUGCGGGCGGAUCGCGUCACAUUCCGACGGGAGCGAUGUGAGCGCGGUGCGGAUCGUCCGCCUCUGAUCGUCCACAGCCGCAGUGCGAGGGGGAACAUGUCCGGAGCGAGGGAGAGCAACUCUUGUCCGGACGGCUACAGAGCCCUGAGCCCCGCGGAGCUGCGGGAGCUGCUGCACAGCGACGACAAGAUGGAUCAGAUCAUCCGCCUGAAUGAAACGUUUCAGGAGCUUCAGGUGGACAGGGAGACGCUGCAGACCUCCAACCGGAGCUUGGCCGAGGAGAGCCUCGCCCGGCGACCCCGUCUUAAUAACGGCAAACUCCAGCUGGCGGAGAAAUACCGGGAACUGUCCAACCUGGCAACCACAUGCUGGGAAAAACAGAGUCAGCUUGAAGCUCGCGUCCAGAAGCAGAGCCUGCAGACGGUGCAGAACCUCCUGCAGGAGGAGGUGGCACGUGCAGAGGAGCAUUCAGAGGAGCUGCUGGAGAAGUUCAUGGAGGGGAACGUAAGCCUGGAUGACUUCCUGGACUCCUUCCAGUGCUCCAGGAAGACGUAUCACAUCCGCCGGGCGCAAGCGGAGAAGAUGCAGGAGAUCGCUCAAGCCAAACGGCAGCCGGCGAAAACCAAGACGGCGGAAGAGAGUAAAGCCCCAGAGGUGAAGAAGGACUCGGAGCAGCCUCAGCGGCCCAAUGGCUUUGUAGCGCAAGGACCUUUAAGAGUGUUCCAAGUACGCUACGGCCUCACGCCGGCCAUCCUCCUCCCUCACUACCCCGUUUCUCCUCCUGCCUCGGCCCCGACCUAUCAGAAUAGUAUCCCGCUGCCUGAACCCCAGCUGGGACAGACCCACAUCCUCAGCCCCAGCACGCCGCUCCAAGGGCACGGCCAGCCGGUCGGCCUCAGGGUCAUCGGACAGCUAUCAGGGGGCUGGCCGGCGAACGGGCGGCCGGUAAGAGUGCAGCAGCUUUACAGGCCGAACCCUCAACAGCCCGAGCCGCCGUUCCGGUAAGCUGGAGCAGGGCGGGGGUGGGGGGCAGGAGGAGGAAGAGGAGGAAGAGGAGGAAAAGAGCCGGUUUGAAAGGUCUUCAAAGACAAGGAACCAAACAGUGGCUGUCACGAUCAACAAGCAAAGACUGAUGCGGAGGCCGGCAGCCAUGCCGACGUCCGUCUCUGUUCUCCAUCCAUGACACCUAAACGUAACCAUCAGAGGAACCCGAGCAGACGCAGGGAGGACUCGGUUUCAUAGCUGCUUCCAUUUUGGAUCCGGUGAAACGCCAACAAAUCUCACAUCAAACCUUAAAUCUCACAUUGUUCUUUUCCAUUAGUGAAGAGCAGCAGAACACGUUCGGUGACAGUGACGCUGCGAGGCCAUGAACCGGUUUGUCAUUUAUCAAACACCAUCGUUUCCUGUGAUGGUGCAAACUAGUAUUUUUUAUAGCGUUACGUGACAAAAAGCCGCAAUGACUGAGUUGAUGAACAUCAUGAAGCCGAUGACACAUAAUCUGCAACAGAAUCAGAAUUUAACAAAUAAAAUGUUAAAAUCACAUUUCAAAUACAAACGUGAGCUGAUGAAGUCCGUUAAUUAAGUGUCUGACACAUUUCAGAGAAUAAGCUGCUACAAAAACUGUAGUUUCUGGAUCCUCCGUCAACAGAAACAUCUUAAAUUCAAACCGGACUGUGGAUUUGAAUCAAACAAAAAGUUUAUCGAGCCCCAACCCUGGUGUUAUUUUUAAUUGUAUCAUAUUUUUACACUGAUGUGAAGCACAUGGUUGUGAAGCACAUCUACAAAACAACAUCGAACUCUCAUUGUUGGAUGCGAUGCAGCUGAGGACAUCGGUGGUUUCAUGUAAACUCAUCCAUCCAAUGAGGAAACCUGCAGACGUGGAUCCUGAGGUGAAGAACAGUGGUUUUACAUCGGCGUUGAAACAAAGACGUUCUGCGGAGCGGCGCGGGGCGUAUUUAUUAAUGAGUCCCAGACUUUAUAACCUGUCAGUAGUAUUUCCUGUGUCAUGUGUGUGUCGCCGUCGCAGGAGAUUACCCAAAGCCCUCUGCCUUCUUUCAGCGAACAGUGAUGCCGCUCACACAUCAGUGAGUUUUAUUUAUUCAUGUAAAUCCUAUUUUAAAUGGCUGACUUCAAAGAUCCUUGUUUACCGUGCUGAAGGAAGAGCUGCGUCUCCUUCACAAAGCAGACGGUGUUUGUGGUUCCGUUUAUUUUAUUUUUUUAUUUCUGGCCCCAAACUGAGAUGAGGUGGAAUUUAAUCUCUAUGAGAAAACCCCACGGUGGAACAUCUCGCCUUCCUCUCUCUCUCUCUCUCUCUCUCGUCAUCCAUCCUGCAGCGUUUAAAGGGAAAAGCUUUGGAUUGUAGUUGUAAUGGGUCUGCUCUCAAACACACAUUUAGCUCAUUAAUAACUCAGAUAAGUGCAUGCUUACUACGUCUCGACAAAGUACAUGAAAAUGCCUUUUUACAGGCCAGUGCCCAGUUACAUCAAUAAAAUAAAUACUUUCUUAUUUCUACUGUAAAGAAAAAUGUGUUGCUCUGAUUUAACAUCUGUCAUUCUCUCACAGGGAAUAUCUUGAAGAAUUUUAAGUUGAAGUUCUGAGGAUUUCUUUAAAGUGUUUCAAGAAGUUUUGUUCAUAAUUUCUAAACUCAGAAAGUCAGCGGCUGAUUUCGGUGAAAAUUGUUUCUUGAGCUCUGCCUGAAUCUUAUAAAACCACAAGGUCAGAAUUUGAAUAAUAUUAUUAUAACCCAGACUUUUACAUUUCUAAACUCUCAUCUUCACAGAUCUCAGCAGUGAGACUGGUGAGUACGAUGACGGUACUUUAAAGAACAAAAGAAAUAAGUGACCUGUUUUUAUUCGUGAACAAGAUGUUAAUGUGCCAAAAUGAGUUUUGUAACUUUUAAAACCUUUUUUCUGGUUUGUUUGUUUUUUCUUUGGACUGGAUAAAACUUUAGAAUAUUUUCUUCCUCUUUAGUUCUGAUUGUUUUUCAUUUCAUGCCUUCAACCACAGUGUUUUGUGAAAUCAGUGAGGAACGCCUCCACUUUUUUUAAAAACAGAACUCUUGAGGUUUUCCUGCAGGUCCCUUAAAGGAAAUGUCUCAAUAUAAAGACAGAGGUAAACCAUCAGCCCAGCUCCGUCUGACGGGGACGAAAUCAACACAUCAGCCCCUCGAGAGCUCAGUGAUUAACACGAUCCAUCAAGUUUGUUUAUUCUGCACAACAAGCCCAGUUCAAAAAGGCUUGUUGUGCUUUUACAGCCCUGUAACUUCCACGAGUCUGCAGCUAAAAUGUUCAGCAUUCAACUGUUCAUGAUUUUCUCAUUUUAACGAUCAUUUGUUUUAGAAAAUGGCAGAAAAUGAAAUUGUGUCAAAUUUAGAAAAAGAGGAAAUUGUCUUCGAGAGGCUGGACAUGUAAAAAUGACUUGAUCGAUUGUUUGAGACCUAACCUGAUUAUAGUCGGAGGAGAAGACUCCAGAAAGUGACCACAUGUCUUAAUAAUCAAGAUGUUGAUGUUUAAUUUGGUAAAAAAAUUCAUCAGCGACUUGAAAAUCAGGCUUUGACUCACGUGAACGAGGCUGAAGGUGAUGUUGUUUCCUGCAGACAGAACCAUGCUACCGGUUUCUAUUCAGUCUUUAUGCUAAGCUAAGCUAACAGCUGUCGUUCCACAAGGUUUGAUGUAACUGGGCAUCGGCUCCAACCCAUCAUGCAGUUCUGUGUCCACUCAGGGUCUUCAGAGGAAAAAUUAAAAUGCAGCGCGGCUUCUUUAAUAAACGAGUCGCAAUGACGACCGCGGAGACAUCGUACCCAUGGAUCUUAAUUUCUAACUCUUCAUCCAUCCAUCAUCCACACAACUUCUCGUCUUAGACUCAUUAUCUAACUUUAAUUAAAUACUUUAGAUUUACAGCUGAACACCAGAGAACUCUUUCCAGGAAAUUAACAGGAAAACACCGGACCUGAGAAAUAGAGUGAAUUCUCCUGAACCAGAGUUCAUGAAGUUCAGACCUGAUGAUCGAUGUGAUGGUCGGACACGUGUUUGAAAUAUCAUCCAACUGUAAAGUGCUUGUUUCUGCAACUGUGCUUUUGUUCGUUCGGUCUGUUUUGUUGUGUCUCUUUUUCUCUAUCAGGGACUCGACCCAGCAGCCUUCUCAAAAAAAAAAAAAGAAAUACA